This is a messenger RNA of Polyodon spathula (Mississippi paddlefish), 1672 nucleotides long. Its product is annotated as guanine nucleotide-binding protein G(I)/G(S)/G(O) subunit gamma-7. The record is from RefSeq and is a predicted model, not a curated record. Bases 172 to 378 code for a protein of 68 amino acids. NCBI's taxonomy places the organism in Eukaryota, Metazoa, Chordata, Actinopteri, Acipenseriformes, Polyodontidae. The transcript is spliced from 4 exons. Gene Ontology annotation, cellular component: heterotrimeric G-protein complex. Gene Ontology annotation, molecular function: G-protein beta-subunit binding. Gene Ontology annotation, biological process: G protein-coupled receptor signaling pathway.
CUAGUGUGGUAGAUCUGCGUGUAGGUGGUUCUGAAGUGACGGGUCACACAGGAUCUGUGGGAGCUCCUUCACUCUCUGGGCUGGGUUUGAAUCAGGAACUGCCAGACAAAGAUCUGACAAAGAUCCAAAAGCAUUUUCUCUACUGCUGGAGCCUGGAACUGAUGGCAGAGAAUGUCAACGAAUAAUAAUAUAGCACAGGCCAGGAAGCUGGUGGAGCAACUCCGCAUUGAAGCAGGGACUGAGCGCAUCAAGGUGUCGAAGGCGGCAGCGGACCUGAUGAAUUACUGCGAGCAGCACGCUCGUAACGACCCCCUGCUGGUAGGCGUGCCCACCUCCGAAAACCCCUUCAAGGACAAGAAGCCUUGCAUCAUCCUAUAGCUCCGCCCCUGGCCGCGCCCCCGCAGCGAGCUCUGGGGAUUUCCAGUCAAGACCACCUUCAGUAACAACACAAGUCAUUGGACGAAGGGAAAAUAUCACUUUAUGUUGAGUUUCAAUAGGGAGAAUCUAAACACACACACAAGUAUUUGAUAAUACAUUUUGCUGAAAAGGUGAAGGUGUGUUUUAGGAAGUCAAGCAAGUUAAUGUUAGUGUUAGUAAAGGAUAAAUAAAAUGAGGGUGGGUCAUUUUUCUUUUUUAAAGUGAAAAUAUUCAGAUAAUGAUUUUUAAAAAGCAUGUGGUUUUUCAGCAGGGGGUGGUGCUGAUCCAGGAAGUCGUUUUGUUACUUUCAGGGUCGUGUGGGGGGAAGAUCCCUUUUUAUUGCAGAGCUAGUUGGGUCAGAUUAUGAUUUGGUUCCUUCGCAUUCAGUUCUUUUCUCCGUUAGUUUGUUUUGCACGUAGCUUUUUUGUGAAAGUGUAUUGCCAAGCUGUUGAAGAUGCAGUAUCUUAUCUGGAUUUUUAUGUAUUUUUUAAAGCAGUUUUUGGAAACCCCCCUCCAACCUGACACACACACACACACACACACACACACACACACACACACACACACAAUGUAAUUCAGUGCAAUUCUAACCCAAAUCAAACUAGAAGUUAUUUCAACAUGGUGCUAUUAGGGGUGCCCUUUUGAAAUGAGUUCUGGUGGUUCUUAACAAGAUCUUAAUGGGUAGGUUACAUCAUAAAACCAGCAUCGCAGUCCUAAGCAUGGUGACGAGACCGGGGCACCAUGCAUCAUAAAUCAUAAAACCAGCAGCAAAGUGGGCAUGGACAGGCUGUCUGAAAAGCUGAUGAUUGCAGAGGGAAUGAAGCACCCUCCCAUACCCUCACAGAUGGGGCAGCAGCGUUGGGGCUGAACAGACUCCAUUGCAGUCAGCUUUCUCUUUUCUCUUGAGCGCAAUGAAAAAGUUGUGCUUAGUUACCCAAUUCAAAUUUGAAUUCUUUCAUUUGCAAAGCAAAAUAUGCCGUGACCCAUUUGUUCCCCUUGCUCUGAGCUUCGUGCCACGCUCCACUGCAGCUCUGACAUGAAGAACAUCAAAUAUUAAAGCAUCAAGCGACUUUUUUUUUUUUUUUUUUUUUUUUUUGUGCAGUUUAAUUACUGCACAGGCUUCUGUCCUCAAGCCUAUGUAGUAAUUAAACUCCACCAAAAAAAUGAUAAGAUUAAUUCAAGCCCCGUUUUUCUAUUUUUCAAGUGCCACGGUUUCAUUGCAGAUAAUAAUUGUAAGGUUCUGAAAGUGUAAAAA